AUGGCCUCGCCUCUGGCAACCGAAUACCCAUCCAUCCCCACUCCUCCGCCAGCUUAUCUCCGAUCUUCACCUCCUUUCCCCUCACAGCAUUCCACCCCUCGCUCGCCCCAGAGCUUGAACAUUGCGCGGAAGUCCGUACCGGCCGGAGACUCAGAAGAGACUCCAGUGAUUCAGGAGUCGCCCAGGUCGCCCGUCAAGAUCGAUCAUAGCGCGCAGCUCCCGCCAGCAUCCAGUGCGCAGAUCGAGCAGCUGCACAAUGGACCCCCAACGCCGCAGCUAGAAUUGCCCGAGUUCGCGGGCAUGUCAAUCGAAGGUCCAGCGCAGCCUGAGCAGUCAUGGAACCCAGCGUACCCACCACGCAGGGAGUCAGCGCAAGCGUCGCAAUACCAGACCGCUCGCCAGCACCCGUAUGGUCACACCCCCGCUAGCAGCGGGUCUUGGUCAGUCAUUGAGCCACAUGGGGAAGACAAUGGUUCCGAGAAUCGAAAGCACAGCACGGCCUCACUCGAGCGAGGAGACCUGAGCCACAAUAACUCCUCCCGCGGCAGCUCGGAAAGCGUGGCGCAAACUGUGGACAGCUUUGAGCCCUUGACCUAUCACCACCAACGGUUGGAACAACAGAGCCAGCAAGCCAAGCGCCAAUCGACACCGGGGAUGGUUCUGCCAGAUUACCCAUCAAGUUCGACUGAUAAACUUGCCGCCAGGCGCUCAAGAAUUGCACGACCGCUCUCCAACUACUCAAAUGCAUCCGACCUGGCAGUGGGAGGGCAUCGACGCAACCUUUCAGCUUCGCCAUAUCUGCACGGCCGAUCUUCCUCAAGGAAUUCUACGGCGUCCCCCGAUAAUCGCUCCUCUUCUUUCCUCGAUCUCCUCAACACCUCAUACCCGCAACCCGGCCCAACGGUGCCCAAGCACGACAAUGUCUAUCUCCGGGGCCUAGUAGGGAACAAUGCAUCUUUGCUCAGCCAUAGAGAGACCUUCGAGGCGUACCUCAAAAAUCUGGAAAGAACCAACGACCCGGCAGUGCAAUACGAGUUCGCUAUUUUCAUGAUCAACUCCAUGCGCGACAUGCCUUCCGUAGACCUCGAUGAUUCCACCUCCAUAACUCGCAGUCGGCUAAUGCGCGAGUCCAAAGCAAUCCUCACACGUCUCUCAGAACGCAGCUACCCUUUCGCCCAAUAUUAUCUAGCCGAUGGCUACGCAUCCGGACUCUUCAACAAGGGCAAAGAGGACUACGGUCGGGCAUUCCCCCUUUUCGUCUCGGCAGGAAAACACGGCCACAUCGAGGCCUGCUAUCGUGCGGCCUUGUGCUACGAAUUCGGCUGGGGCUGUCGCUUCUACCGGCAAGCCGCAUCAAAAAACCACCCCGGCGCUAUGCUCCGCAUGGCCAACGCCUGCCUGGCCGGCGACAUGGGACUCGGAAAGAGGUAUCGAGAGGGAAUCAAGUGGAUGAAGCGGGCCACCGAGACUGCAGAUGCACAGUACCCUUCAGCGCCGUACGAAUUGGGUCUAAUGCAUGAGACUGGCUACGGCGACGACGUUUUUAUCGACGAGUCAUAUGCUGCACAGCUAUUCACCAAAGCUGCUGAAUUGGGCCACACGGAGGCAGCGUACCGACUUGGAGAUGCCUACGAACACGGAAGGCUCAAUUGCCCCCGCGACCCAGCUCUCAGCAUUCAUUUCUAUACCAUUGCCGCACAGGGAGGCCACCCUCUUGCCAUGAUGGCCCUCUGCGCCUGGUACCUUGUGGGCGCAGAACCGGUCUUGGAAAAGGAUGAGAACGAGGCGUACGAAUGGGCCGCGAAGGCGGCUGGUCUCGGUCUCGCAAAAGCUCAAUAUGCCGUCGGCUACUUCACCGAAAUGGGCAUCGGAUGCCGCCGAGAUCCCCUCGAAGCCAACGUCUGGUACGUCAAGGCCGCCGACCAGGGCGACGAGCGAGCAAAGUACCGCAUUGCCGCGAUCCGCGCCGCCGCCGAUGGCGCGAAUCCGGCCCACGCGGCUAGACACGGCCGCUUCAGAAAGAGCGACAAAGGACAGGGUAAGUCCAAAUCCAGCCUCAUUUCAUUCUAUGCCCACCUCUUUGAACGGGAUACUGACAAAUGA
Penicillium argentinense is the source of this 2103-nucleotide messenger RNA. It is a transcript of the gene chs3, whose product is annotated as putative chitin synthase activator (Chs3). Lineage: Eukaryota; Fungi; Ascomycota; Eurotiomycetes; Eurotiales; Aspergillaceae. The record is from RefSeq and is a predicted model, not a curated record. Gene Ontology annotation, molecular function: protein binding. The transcript is spliced from 3 exons. Bases 1 to 2103 code for a protein of 700 amino acids.